CGGAAGCUGUCUGCAGUCAGCCGAAGAAGCCGCUGCAUCCUCUCGCCUCUCACUUCUCCCCAGGACCUCUACCCUUAGGAGUCUAAGAUGCCUCGCGGAAGCAGAAGCCGGACCUCCCGGGUUGCGCCCCCGGCCAGUCGGGCACCCCCAAUGAGAGCUGCACCAGCCCCAGCAGCUCACCCUCCAGCAGCAGUCCCACCGUCCGCAGUUGCCCCUCCUACUGCUGCCCCCAGGCAGCCAGGUUUAAUGGCUCAAAUGGCUAGCACUGCAGCAGGAGUAGCAGUGGGCUCAGCUGUUGGGCACACUAUUGGUCAUGCCAUUACUGGAGGCUUCAGUGGUGGGAGUAAUGCCGAGCCUGCAAGGCCUGACAUCACCUACCAGGAGCCUCAAGGAGCCCAGCCUGGGUACCAGCAGCAGCAGCAACAGCAGUUUAGCCCCUGCCACUAUGAGAUGAAACAAUUCUUAGAGUGCGCCCAGAAUCAGGGUGACCUGAAGCUGUGCGAGGGCUUUAGUGAGGUGCUAAAGCAGUGCAGGUUUGCAAAUGGGUUAGCCUAAUUGAGACCCUCAAAAGAAGAAAUGGAAAAAAUCAACUCUGAAGACCAAUUUAAUUUAGCAUAAUCCAUAAGUUAACUGGUAGUGAAAUGAUAAAGCUGAGAUCACCAGUACUUUGUUUCUUUGUCUGUUUGUCACCAUAUCCUUUCAUUUCAGGGAGGGGGGUAUUCCCACUGUGGAGAUACAUGAGAUGAGAUAUAAAAUGUUGGGAUGAGGCAAAUGCUUGUGUGGUCUCAUGAAAAUUAAUGUUUAUGAUGUGAACUCUUAGUAAAAAGAGCAUCUUAAGUUAUGGCUAUUGCUUCAAAUAAAGUUAUUUCCUCCUGGAUGUGAGA
This is a messenger RNA of Gracilinanus agilis (Agile Gracile Mouse Opossum), 884 nucleotides long. RefSeq names its product coiled-coil-helix-coiled-coil-helix domain containing 2 (gene CHCHD2). Gene Ontology annotation, biological process: positive regulation of transcription by RNA polymerase II; mitochondrion organization. The record is from RefSeq and is a predicted model, not a curated record. NCBI's taxonomy places the organism in Eukaryota, Metazoa, Chordata, Mammalia, Didelphimorphia, Didelphidae. Gene Ontology annotation, molecular function: sequence-specific DNA binding. Gene Ontology annotation, cellular component: mitochondrion; nucleus. The transcript has 4 exons. The coding region runs from base 88 to 555 and encodes 155 amino acids.